This is a messenger RNA of Saccostrea cuccullata (small rock oyster), 343 nucleotides long. Its product is annotated as serine protease inhibitor Cvsi-1-like. Bases 64 to 324 code for a protein of 86 amino acids. The transcript is spliced from 3 exons. Lineage: Eukaryota; Metazoa; Mollusca; Bivalvia; Ostreida; Ostreidae. The record is from RefSeq and is a predicted model, not a curated record.
AUAAAUAUUUCUCAAGACAUUUCUGGUCAUUACUUGUCAAUUAUCAGCCAGGACACACAGAAAAUGAGGUGCUUUGUCGUAGUUCUCCUUUGCCUUAUCGGUUAUGCCUGGUCCGAAUCCUGCACCAACUCAGCUACGGACUGUACUCACACGUCAUGCACAGAUGGCUGGGAGAUGCACUGCGUUGAUGCUGUCUGCACCUGCACUCAGUCAAACAACAUGAAAUGCACCACUCUUCAGGACUGCCUGGACUUGACUACCUGGGACUGCCCAGCCAACAGACGACAUUGUAUCGACAAUAUGUGCAGAUGUACUCGAUUCUAAAUAAACCUAAAAUCUUACA